Dunckerocampus dactyliophorus (ringed pipefish) is the source of this 1714-nucleotide messenger RNA. Its product is annotated as zinc finger protein 771-like. Gene Ontology annotation, cellular component: nucleus. Lineage: Eukaryota; Metazoa; Chordata; Actinopteri; Syngnathiformes; Syngnathidae. The coding region runs from base 251 to 1414 and encodes 387 amino acids. The transcript is spliced from 2 exons. Gene Ontology annotation, biological process: regulation of transcription by RNA polymerase II. The record is from RefSeq and is a predicted model, not a curated record. Gene Ontology annotation, molecular function: DNA-binding transcription factor activity, RNA polymerase II-specific; RNA polymerase II cis-regulatory region sequence-specific DNA binding.
GAAGCAGCGCAGCAGCAAAAAAAGGCCGAGGAAAGCUAAAAAGGAGACGUGAUUGUUUUCUAUGUCAUUGCGCUAAUUACUGCAUCGUUUGUUAUGUAUUAUUUUAGUACAGCACACUAAACAUAAAUAGUUAUUAAUAUUAAGACGCUCCAGGAUAAGCUAGUCUCAGCGUCACUUUGAAGUUUCUCAGGCUAGCUUAGCUUGCUAGCUGCUAACAAAAGAGACGCGGAAGUGCUGUGAUUGUGUGAAAAUGUGUAAAGUACAAAUGCUGAGAGCGUUGGUGAAUCAGCGACUAACUGCGGCUGUUGAAGAAAUAUUUGUAAUGUUGGAAAGAACGAUAGCAGAGUACGAGGAGGAACUUUUUCGAACAAAAGAGGAGAACGAGCGACAACGUCAACUACUGGACGCUGUUUUCAAUAAGCCUCGGUCCGGAUCUAACGCAGCAGCAGCACAAACAAUGGAGAACAUUGGCGGGACGGGAGCGGCAAAUAGUUCAAGUGACGAAGAUCUUCCCCCUGAGCAGCAGGAGUGGCGCUCCAGGGUGAAGCAGGACGAGCCCCAGCCCCCCUACAUUAAAGAGGAAGAGGAGGAGCCCAACAUCAGUCAGGAGGGACAGCAUCUUGAAGGACCGGAGGAAGCCAACUUCACCAAGUUACCCUUGACUGGUGUCAUUGUGAAGAGUGAAGAUGAUGAUGAUGAAGAUGAACCUCGGAGCUCUCAGCUCCAUCACAGAAGCUCACAGCCAGCGCCGCUGUCAGACAGCGAUAUGAUGGUCACUGACGAUGAAGACUCUAAAGCUGAUGUGACACGUCACGCUGACAACACACACCUGCAAUGCUCGCAGUGUGACAAAACCUUCAGUGACAACUCCACUUUGAAACGACACAUGAGGUGCCACACGGGAGAGAAACCUUUUGCCUGCUUGGUUUGCAAGAAAAGCUUCUCUCAGAAGGCGUCUUUGGUGAUACACACGAGGACGCACACGGGCGAGAGGCCUUACACCUGCUCCGUGUGCGACAAAGGCUUCCGCGAUAAUUCAGCGUUGGCGACGCACAUGAGGACACACACGGGGGAGAAACCGUUCACCUGCCCGUUUUGCGACAAAAGGUUUGCUCACAAGGGACAUUUGAUAUCACACACGAGAACGCACACCGGGGAGAAACCUUUUACCUGCUCUGUCUGCAACGCCAGCUUUCGGGUGCACUCGGUCAUGAUGAUCCACAUGCGGACGCAUACGGGAGAGAAACCUUUUGCCUGCUCGGUGUGCGGCAGAAGAUUCACCCAGAAGGGAAGCUUGAUUAUACACAUGAGAACGCACACGGGAGAAAAACCUUUUCCCUGCUCGGUGUGCAACAAACCAUUUCGGGUUCGUUCGGCACUGGCGACGCACAUGAAAACGCACAACGCGCAGUAACAUUUGCUGCGCUCGAUUUGUUGGUAAAUUGCAGCACGCACCAUGUUAUAUCAUUGCCUGUGCAACGCUAUCAUGUUACUGUGCUAUUCAUACAAACUAUUAAUAUAAUAAAAUACAAUGUGUAACAUUUGACAAGUUGUUAGUUGAAAAUGAUGUAAGAAUAAAAACAAUAGUGUCAAAAGAAUGAAGUGAAAGGAUUAAUAAUAACAUUAAGUAUAGUACUUUAUGAAUGGUCUUAUUCCCAUAGAGAUUGUUGUCUUUGAUUUCAAACUUGCAAAUGUUUACUUUUCUCAAUCUGUC